Entelurus aequoreus (snake pipefish) is the source of this 2897-nucleotide messenger RNA. Its product is annotated as ras-related protein Rab-8B-like. Gene Ontology annotation, cellular component: plasma membrane; synaptic vesicle; endosome. The record is from RefSeq and is a predicted model, not a curated record. NCBI's taxonomy places the organism in Eukaryota, Metazoa, Chordata, Actinopteri, Syngnathiformes, Syngnathidae. Gene Ontology annotation, molecular function: GTPase activity; GTP binding. The transcript has 8 exons. Gene Ontology annotation, biological process: regulation of exocytosis; Golgi vesicle fusion to target membrane; cellular response to insulin stimulus. Bases 89 to 712 code for a protein of 207 amino acids.
GCCGCAGCCAGACCGCCUCAGACAGCUGAGGCUCUAAAAAAGAAGACGCGGCGUUUAUUGACCUCGUCCUUCCUGGCCGUCGUGUACAAUGGCGAAGACUUAUGAUUAUCUGUUCAAGUUGCUGCUCAUCGGUGACAGCGGGGUCGGCAAGACGUGUCUGCUGUUCCGAUUCAGCGAAGACUCCUUCAACACCACCUUCAUAUCCACCAUAGGAAUAGACUUUAAAAUCAGGACUAUAGAGCUGGAUGGAAAGAGAGUCAAACUUCAAAUAUGGGACACUGCAGGCCAGGAGAGGUUUCGAACCAUCACUACAGCUUACUACAGAGGAGCGAUGGGAAUCAUGCUCGUCUACGACAUCUCCAAUGAAAAGUCUUUUGAAAACAUUAAAAACUGGAUCAGGAAUAUAGAAGAGCACGCCUCCUCAGACGUGGAGAAGAUGGUCCUGGGGAACAAAUGUGACAUGGCGGACAGGAGACAGGUGUCCAAAGACCGAGGAGAGAAGCUGGCUAUCGACUAUGGGGUCAAGUUCUUGGAGACCAGUGCCAAGACCAGUCUAAACGUGGAGGAGGCCUUUUACAGCAUGGGGAGAGACAUCCUGCACAAUCUCAGCUCCAAGACAACGGACAACAACAAUGGCGCGUCAGGCAAGGCCAUCAAGAUGACGGAGAAAAAGUCCAAGAGGAUGAAGUUGUUGAAGUGUUCGCUCCUCUAGGCGACUAACUCAAGUGUCCGAGCGCCUUUUGCUCCUCCGGCCGGGCUGGCGUCCCUCGUCGGGCGUCAGCUGAUGUCCCGGCAAGGAGGCGGGGCCUCGCUGAGCCUCAAGGUUCAGUCCGCUGUGGGCCGGCCCGACUUGAAGACGCUCCGUGAGGAAGCGGGCUUGAAAGCCCAAACUGUGCUGGUGGCCAAUGUUUGUGUUCUAGAACACCUCCGUUUUUUUUAAAGUAGCAAACCUUCAUUUUCUUCUUGAGGGAGGGAAUCUUUGGGCGCGUAACGACUGGAUCCAAUUCUGAUUCCUGGGGUGACGAUUCCAUUGACAAUCAAUUCUCCAUUCAAAGACUUAUUAUUUCAUAUAAUUAUAUUGACACUUUUUCAAAACAGCUUACAGCUUAGAACAAAUAUUUGUGGUUGCAUGGAGAUGGCCUGAUAUUGUUUUUAUUUGAUUGAUUUAUUUCUUCAAAUCGAUUUUUGAAAAUGAUGAAUCCAUUUCAAAUCAGGAUGAAUAAGAAUCCCGAUUCAGAUCUGAAUCGAUUUUUUGUGCACCUCUAGAAUAUAAUAAUAUUUUUAAAUGUAUUAUAUAUUUUCAAAUACAUAUACACGUAGCUACGAAGCAGGUGUUCAAGCGAAGGCGUACAUCAGCCAGUCUAGAGACUACGUGGCAGGACGCUCGGAGGCAAAGUAAAUGUAUUAUAAUACAUUUCAAGAUAAUAUAUCAUAUAUUAGGGGUGCACAAAAAAAGAUAAUAUAUCAUAUAUUAGGGGUGCACCAAAAAAAGAUAAUAUAUCAUAUAUUAGGGGUGCACCAAAAAAAGAUAAUAUAUCAUAUAUUAGGGGUGCACAAAAAAAGAUAAUAUACCAUAUAUUAGGGGUGCACCAAAAAAAAAAUCACAAUUUGUAUUUAUCCCAAUUUAAAAUGUUCUCAAAACACACGUCUUCAGAUCUGCUUUUAACCUGUGAUUAGUGUUGUGUGUCUUGUAAAUGUCCAGUAUUAUUAUGUAUUUUACAAUGUACUGCUUUUAUAUUUACUGUAUUUUAUAUUAUUACUUUGAACUGUUUUAUAUUUUAGUUUGUAUCCUAUUAAGCGUCUUUGAGUACUCUGAAAAGUGCUAAACCAAAUAAAAUAAAAUGUAUUAUUAUUAUUAUUAUUAUAAAUAGAUUGAGAAUUUUCAAAAAUAAAAACUAAGCAAAAAAAAAGGCCAUCUACAAGCAACCAGAAAGAGAUUUUCUAACCUUUAACCUGUUUAGAAAAAGUUUCAUUAUACCGAAUAAUUCAAUAUAUGUGGUGAAUAUAUUAUACUAUAUGUACCAUAUAUUAUAUUUAAAUAUAGCGGUAAAAAAUGGAUGGAGGGGUGGACAUUUACCAUAUAAUAUACCUUUAAAAAUAUAUAUUUUUAUUUAUAAGAAUUAUAAAAAAAAAAGAUGUUUUAUGCCAUCUCCAUGCAGCCAGAAAGAGAUUUCUAGCCUGUUUUGAAAAAGUUUCAUUAUAAUUAUGAUACCAAAUAAUACUUUUGGAGAAUGGGUUUGACUUAGGACUGAUCUUGAAUAAAGAAGUGAUUCUGAAUCUCAUGGUCACCCCAGGAAUCUGACGGAAUGGUUAGGUGACACUUUUGUAUACCUCGUGCCAAAUGGACUAAUUGGAGGAGCAUCAAGUCCCAGCACUGAUUGUGUUUGUGUUGUGUGGACUAAAUGAUGCUUACUGUAUGUUGUCAUUUGUUGUGUAUCAAUUAUUGUCACGUCACCGCAGAACUGAGAAUGAAUCCAUACUGUGAUGCUAACUUGUGAGUACUUGCAUGAACAUGUUGGACUACAGUGCAUAGAAGCACAGGCGUCGGUUUCUUUGAAGUAUUCUAAUCCACAGGAAGAUUUUGUAUUAGCCCGAGAUCUACAAAGCGGAGAGGAGGCAGGGCCUGAACCCCCUCCAGCCGACCUUUUCUUGGAACUGUUUUGUGACCGAGGGCAACGGCUGUUUACGACCUUUUCUUUGAACUGUUUUGUAACCAAAGGCGGCGGCUGUUUACGACCCCCGUCCCUUUAGAAACAGCUGUUGCCAUGUAAUCAGGGAAAGUCCAAAUAAAAGAGGAGGCGUACAAUCUACAAGAGUACAGCCCAGACGUUUCUCCUCAAUUGAGCCAAAUUUAAUUCUGUCUCUGUUUAAUUCCUUGCUUCUUUGUCUGUUUAAUA